CUCGAUCUUUACCUCGGUUCAUCUCCACCCUCCAAUCGCUUUCUCUCUCUAACUCUCCCUCUCUCUCUAGAAGAAAAGUUUAUUCCGAAUUUUGAUUCUGCUCAGAUUAGAUCCCAUAAUAAAUAAAAUUUUUCAUUGUUGGAUCCGUUUUCCGUCCACGCUUUGACAAAUCGCUAUUCCCUAUAUAUUCCUCCUCAUCCUCUUCCUCAAACUGUUCUUGUUUUUCUUCUCACACCCACAAAACUCAUAACUCACCAACACAUAAUCAAAGAGAGAGAGAGAGAAAAAAAAACUUCAAAAUUUCAAUGCAAUUUGCUCAGAAAAUGCAACCCUUGAAAAUGGGGUUCCUUCAGUACAUCGAAGCAUUGGAGGAAGAAAGAAGGAAAAUUCAAGUUUUCCCUAAAGAGCUUCCUUUGUCAUUAGAGCUUGUCACGCAAGCAAUUGAGGCUUGUAGGCAGCAAUUGGCUGGAACGGUAGCGGAGUACAAUUUGAAUGGCCAAUCGGAGUGUUCGGAACAGACAUCAACGGAUGGACCUGUUUUUGAGGAGUUCAUUCCUCUAAAGAAAAGGGCAUCUCAAGAUUCUGUUGAAGAAGAAGAUGAAGAUGAAGAACAUUUUCAUAAACACAAAAAAACCGCCACUGAUAAAAAAAAAUCAGAUUGGCUCAGAUCCGUUCAGUUGUGGAAUCCCAAUCCCCCUCCUACCAAAGAGGACGUUGUUGUGCCUAGGAAAACUGAUGUUGUGGAAGUGAAGAGAAACGGUGGAGCUUUUCAACCGUUCCAAAGAGAGGAAAAAAGUGGUGAUGCAAAGGCUAGUAUUAAUAAUGAUGCAUCAGCAAUUGGUAAAGCACCCUCUUCACCACCAGUGCCUGCUACAAGUUCUACAGGACCAGUGAGAGUAGAAAACAAAAAAGAAGAGAAAGGACAAGCUCAGAGAAAGCAACGCAGGUGUUGGUCACAGGAAUUGCACAAGAGAUUCUUGCAUGCACUUCAACAACUUGGGGGUGCAGACUCUGCCACGCCUAAACAGAUCAGGGAGCUGAUGAAGGUUGAUGGCCUAACCAAUGAUGAAGUCAAAAGUCAUUUACAGAAAUUUCGUCUUCACACUAGAAGAAGCCCCAUAAUCCACAACAAUGCAAGUUCACAAGCAGGCCCUUUAUUUCUUGUGGGGAACAUUUUUGUUCAGCCACCAGAAUAUGCUGCAGUAGCAACCACCUCAACAGCAUCUGGAGAGGAAUUGACCACAGUUACUACUACUACUGCUCCAACUGGAAUAUAUGCACCUGUGGCUGCACACCCUCCAGCUGUCACCCACACAUUACCAAUUAUGAAGCAGAAGGAGCAUUCACACUCUGAGGAAAGACCUAAUCAUAGUGUUCUUUCAAACUCACCUGCCUCAUCAUCCUCCACACACACCAUCACAACUUCACCACCUGUCCCCAAUUGAUUUUGAUCAACUUGCUGUAAAAAAUUUUGUAAACAUAUUCUAGUACAAAAGAAAGUCUCUAUUGUUAUUCUCUUAGUGUAUGUUUAGAUUAAUUUAUUUUAAGAAAAUAGUUUUAUUUUCUGUAA
Glycine soja is the source of this 1570-nucleotide messenger RNA. RefSeq names its product transcription factor HHO2-like. The transcript has 5 exons. Gene Ontology annotation, molecular function: DNA binding; DNA-binding transcription factor activity. Gene Ontology annotation, biological process: regulation of DNA-templated transcription. Bases 306 to 1445 code for a protein of 379 amino acids. NCBI's taxonomy places the organism in Eukaryota, Viridiplantae, Streptophyta, Magnoliopsida, Fabales, Fabaceae. The record is from RefSeq and is a predicted model, not a curated record.